GGAGGAGGCAGAGGGCGGCGGAGGAGGAGCCCCCCAGCAGCGAGCGGCGAGCGACUGACCGCGGCCUUCUGACCAGGACCGGAGCAGGGCCCCAAGCCCCCGGGCCUGGCGGGGGACGCGCUUCUCCCCACACCCUGUGCCUCAGCAGCUCCAGCCAGCGGACCCGACGGCCAAGAGGAGAAGAUGGGGAGCCCUGAGGAUGACCUGAUUGGAAUUCCAUUUCCGGACCACAGCAGCGAGCUCCUGAGCUGCCUGAAUGAGCAGCGCCAGCUGGGCCACCUGUGUGACCUCACCAUCCGGACGCAGGGCCUCGAGUACCGCACCCACAGGGCUGUGCUGGCUGCCUGCAGCCACUACUUCAAGAAGCUCUUCACUGAGGGCGGUGGUGGGGCCGUCAUGGGGCCCGGGGGCGGUGGGACAGCGGCUGGGGGAGCAGGGGCCGGCGUGUGUGAGCUGGACUUUGUAGGACCAGAGGCACUGGGUGCCCUGCUCGAAUUUGCCUAUACGGCCACACUGACCACCAGCAGCGCCAACAUGCCUGCUGUGCUCCAGGCCGCCCGGCUGCUGGAGAUCCCCUGCGUCAUCGCCGCCUGCAUGGAGAUUCUGCAAGUCAGUGGCCUGGAAGCCCCCAGCCCAGACGAGGAUGACUGUGAGCGAGCCCGACAGUACCUGGAGGCUUUUGCCACCACCACGACCUCAGGCGUUCCCAAUGGUGAGGACAGCCCUCCACAGGGGCCACUCCUGCCACCGCCACCGCCACCACCUCGGCCCACUGCCCGCCGCAGCCGCAAGCCCCGAAAAGCUUUCCUGCAAACCAAGGGGGCCCGAGCAAACCACCUAGUACCCGAGGCGCCCACAGUGCCCACCCAUCCCUUGACCUACGAAGAGGAAGAGGCGCCGGGUAGAGGGGGCAGCAGUGGAGGCAGUGGGCUGGCGGACAGCUACAGCCCUCCCACAGGAGUCGCCUCACCUACGGAGGGUCCCCUGAGCUAUGACACCUAUGAGGGUGAAGAGGAGGAGGAGGAGCUGGUGUAUCCCCCAGUCUACGGGCCAGCGCAGAGCGGCGGGCCCCCUCUCUCCCCGGAGGAGCUGGGCUCAGAUGAAGAUGCCAUCGAUCCUGACCUGAUGGUCUACCUAAGUUCCCUGCACCAGGACGCCCUGGCACCAGGCCUGGAUGGCCAAGAUAAGCUGGUUCGAAAACGCCGCUCCCAGAUGCCCCAGGAGUGCCCCGUCUGCCACAAGAUAAUCCAUGGGGCAGGCAAGCUACCACGCCACAUGAGGACCCAUACUGGCGAGAAGCCCUUCGCCUGUGAGGUCUGCGGUGUUCGCUUCACCAGGAACGACAAGCUCAAGAUCCACAUGCGGAAGCACACGGGAGAGCGGCCCUACUCGUGCCCGCACUGCCCAGCCCGCUUCCUGCACAGCUACGACCUCAAGAACCACAUGCACCUGCACACGGGGGACCGACCCUAUGAGUGCCACCUGUGCCACAAGGCUUUCGCCAAGGAGGACCACCUGCAGCGCCACCUCAAGGGCCAGAACUGCCUGGAGGUGCGCACCCGGAGGCGCCGCAAGGAUGACGCACCACCACACUAUCCACCACCUUCCACCGCCAGCCCAUCCCCUGCUGGCCUCGACCUCUCCAAUGGCCACCUGGACACCUUCCGCCUCUCUUUGGCUCGAUUCUGGGAGCAGUCGGCCCCCACCGGGCCCCCAGUCUCCACCCCAGGGCCUCCUGAUGACGAGGAGGAGGAGGGGGCACCCACCACGCCCCAGGCUGAAGGUGCCAUGGAGUCCUCUUAAAGAGGAAUGAGUGGCCAGGCUGGAGCAGCACAAGGGCGGGGAUCCCCAUGCCAAGCAGUGGGAGCAGGCAGGACAGGCGCAGCUGGGGUCAGGGGCACGGAGCCUUACUGCGCGGCAGAUUCAGCCCCUUCCUCUGGGUUCCCUCAUUCCAGUUCCAAGCUGAGAAGGUUUGGGGGCAGAGGCUCCCCAGAUUGGGGUGAUCCCCCAAGAAGUGAUACAUAUGAUAUUAUGUAUAUAUUUACAGCUCUAUUGUAAAGGUGGGGUCCCUGUCCCCAGCUGCUCCUGGGGAGUAGAAGCAAUAAUGUAUUUGAUUUGUGGGGUCCCA
Messenger RNA from Ictidomys tridecemlineatus (thirteen-lined ground squirrel), 2128 nucleotides. Lineage: Eukaryota; Metazoa; Chordata; Mammalia; Rodentia; Sciuridae. The record is from RefSeq and is a predicted model, not a curated record.